Messenger RNA from Knipowitschia caucasica, 492 nucleotides. NCBI's taxonomy places the organism in Eukaryota, Metazoa, Chordata, Actinopteri, Gobiiformes, Gobiidae. The record is from the annotation of a GenBank genome assembly.
AUGGCAGGAAAACAACGGGGGACACAAAAAGAGAAGGAGGAGAGGAAGAGGAGGAGGAGAGGAGGGAGGGAGCAGGGUGUGGCGAGGUAUAAAACAUGUGCUGCAUCCUCUGCUGCCAUCACAGACCCACCAGAACUCACCAGUCCAGCACCAGAACUCACCACUCCAGCACCAGAACCACCCAAAGUCCACCCAACCAAGACUUGCAUCAUGUCAGACAUCCAGCAGGCCAUGGCUCUCCUCAUCUCUACCUUUAAUAAAUAUUCAGGCAAAGAAGGAGACAAAUACACCCUGAGCAAGAGCGAGCUGAAGGAGCUGCUGCAGAACGAGUUCGGAGAUUCGCUUGGUAAAGUCAGCGAUAAAGCCGCUCUGGACAACAUCUUCAAGGAUCUGGACGCAGAUAAAAACGACAGCGUGGACUUUAAAGAGUUCAGUACCUUGGUCGUCUGUCUCACCCAAAUGUGCCAUGAGUUUUUCACCAAGAAGAAGUGA